AACAACUGCCAGGAAAUGUUGCAUUCUCCGCGCAACCCCUUAGAGAGCUCUUGCCAGAGACUAAAAGUGAAAGUGGAUGAUACAAAACCCACAAAGUAUUUCAUGUGUCUUAACUGUUCAAGUAAAGAAAGUAAAUUGUUGGUGAGUUCUUUUUCUGCUAAAAAGUGCGACUGCGGGUCAUUCAUCAAAGAAAUAGAAAUGCUGGAAGAGCAUGGUGGUGACGAUGGUGUUUUUGUCAAAGGAAAGGCCAUGUUCUUGAUCUAUGAUGACUUGACAGUGCGCCGAAGCUCUCCAAGUGAAUCCAUUAAAUCACCCCUCAAACUUGGACACAAAAAACUCGAAAACCAGAUAGUAGAGCAUCUUGACAGGAAAAAGAUACUAAACAUACUGAAGCAAGCAUUAACCUCCAAAACCCCGCUUAGUGAUGUAUUAUUAGGAAAGGAGUCCAAGCGAUCGGUCUCAUUCUCACGAGUUAUUGGCUCCAGUGGUUCCAAAGAUUAUUUAGAAAUCAAGGUAAUGGUGAGCAAAGCAAAGAACAAGAUUCUAUUUGUUGAAGCAGAUGGAGAUUUUGUCGAUUUUCUAGCCAGCUUCCUCACAACACCUCUUGGAUCUAUUAUGAACCUUAAGAGUAACAAUUUUUCCUUUUGCCUCAUACCACUUCUUGCAUCUAUUCUGAAGAUUAAGAAUGGCAAAUUGUCGUUGGGUUGCAUUCGUAACUUAUACAAAAGUGUGAAGAAUCUGGAUCCAUCGUGGUUCAUAGAGUCAUCAAACAGAUCCUUACUGAAUCCAAAGGUGGCUCCUCAUUUUGGUUGUGAGAGAAAUCCACUAUUGAAUGCAAAUCAAUAUGACACUGCCAAAUAUUGGUAUGGCCUUAGAGAAAUGAAAAAUGAGAAGGGUCGUAUCAUCUCUGAAAAAAGAAUGAUUUCAAAGAAACGCGAUAUGCUACAACAACCAAAAGAUAUCAAACUUUUGGACCCAAGAUCUUCCGAUAGAGCAAGAAAAGAUGGUGUGGGAUUUAUGAAGAGGCCGUGUCUAUUUGUUGUGAAUGAUGAUCUGACAGUGUUACCAAUGACAACUACUUCAAGUAUUCCAUGUUCAUUUAUGGAUGACACCCCGUUUACUAAAUUGGAGGAACAUUUGGUGAAAAUAAAGAAGUCAGAGGCAAUAAACCUCUUGAGGGCUUCUUUAACAUCCGACAAAGGUGCUUUUACUCGGAGCCUAUCCUUCUUAUUGUGGACUUGGAGAUUCCAAAGACUCAUUCCAGGUUGGAGUUUCUUUAGAAGGAAGAGAAUAAAAUGGGAAGAAAAAAGAAAAAGACAAAAACGUGAGAAAGAUAUCGACUUAAAUGAUAAGAAAGAGAAAAAGAAACAAAGUGUUGUAGAAUCUAAAAGGGAGAAGGAAGAGAACAAUAAUAAUUCAGUGCAGAAUACAAAGGAAGAAGUCAAACCCAAAAGUGUGGGUGAUAAGUGAUAAAGGGUGGAGUGGAGCAAUGCU
This is a messenger RNA of Vigna unguiculata (cowpea), 1494 nucleotides long. The record is from RefSeq and is a predicted model, not a curated record. Lineage: Eukaryota; Viridiplantae; Streptophyta; Magnoliopsida; Fabales; Fabaceae.